AUGGAAGAAUGGAUGACAGUUGAAACUGAGUAUAAGAAAUUACAAUCUGAUUGGACUUCUUUAAAUACUGUCAGUUUGAACAACCCGAAUUUAUUAUUUGUCUUGUUUUCGAAUUACUUAUCUCAGAUAUGGACAGACGCACAGAGCAUGCUUCAGUGUGCUCAAUUUUGGCAAUCAAUUAUAGUUCAAGGUCAUGAUCUCACUCAUCUUGUUCAAACAAUGAAUUCGCUAGGAUUACAUUUAAUGAAACAGUCCCUUCAGACACGUCAAGAGAUGCUAAAUAUUGUGGCAAGGGAUGAUAAUGAUACGUUCUAUAGUACAAUCUCACCUAGUCUAUAUCAAGUGAUGCCUGUAGAAAGUAUGGUUUUCACACCCACAGAGGUCAAGUUGAUGAGAUCACCUUCUGCUCCUACACCAUCAUCAUCAUCCAUAACAAGGAGACGAUUACUAUCAUGCUGUUACAGUAAAACGAUGCCGUCUAUUGCAGAUAGUAAAUGGAAUCGCUGUCAAGAGCAUGGCUUAUUAAAGAGAUCAUUGUCAUUCGAACACUAUCAGAUAGCUGUCAAUGGUGAUAGCAGCGAAGAAGAAGAAGACGAUAUUCUUCAUCAAAAUGAUGAACUGCCUGCUAGAGAAGAGUACGAGCUAGAUGCUUAUCUGGAAGGAAACAGAUCAAUGCUUUAUCAAGCAAGCGACCUAAACGGUGAUCUCUCGGCUUGUAAUCUAUCUGACACAGCUACACUCUCAUCGUUCUCAACACACAAGGUAAACCCCGUACCUCACUCUAGUUCACAAUUAUUCGAAAAUACACACUCCUCUGGGGGCACCAUUGCAUUUGAUAACUAUUGCUGUGAAAAAGUCCAAGUUGGUAACAACAAUGACAUCCAAAAGUCAUCCUCAUCCACUUAUAAAGCUAUUUCCAACUCUAUCUUGCAGCCCUUUUGGUCCAUCAGAUUAGCUUUAAAAAAGAAACGUAAUCAAAAAGUGGAGGCAAAAGAAACGAGCUUACAGACGCGUCCAAAGAAGAGACUUGGUUCCAAGUUUUAUUUAAAGAAAUAA
Molecule: messenger RNA, 1056 nt
Organism: Rhizopus microsporus ATCC 52813
Lineage: Eukaryota; Fungi; Mucoromycota; Mucoromycetes; Mucorales; Rhizopodaceae
Exons: 1
Coding region: 1-1056 (351 amino acids)
Source: RefSeq, a predicted model, not a curated record